Rhagoletis pomonella (apple maggot) is the source of this 932-nucleotide messenger RNA. RefSeq lists its product as uncharacterized. The coding region runs from base 1 to 552 and encodes 183 amino acids. Lineage: Eukaryota; Metazoa; Arthropoda; Insecta; Diptera; Tephritidae. The transcript has 2 exons. The record is from RefSeq and is a predicted model, not a curated record.
AUGGAAACAUACAUUCGCUUAGCUGACUCGGUUAUUGAAUUCGAUAUCGAAUUUCUUGGCACACCCACAAGUGAACACACCAAGCAUUCGCUGAAAAUUCAGCAAGAGGAGCUAAAGGUGAUGUGGGAGAAAGCCAAAGCACUUUUUGAUGACUUGCUGGCUACGGAAUCAAUUGGUGCUAAAGAUCUAAGUUCGAUACGUAAGAAAGGAAAAACGUGCUAUGCAGCUUUUGUGCGAUGUAUGUCCAAAAUAAACGAUUUGUCGGAAAAAUUUGCAAAAUCGGAAAAGGAAGAUGAGGACAUGUCAGCCACACAGCAUAAUUUACACCUACCGCCUUGUGAUAUCGACGCAUUCAAGGGCGAUUAUUUGUCAUGGCCAACAUUUCGUGACAUGUUCACGGCUAUAUAUAUAUUGAACAAGCGGCUGACACCCAUUCAAAAGCUUUACUAUCUUAGUCAGAAAACGCAGGGUGAAGCCAAAGAAAUUGUUAAGAAAUGCGACCUGACAAAUGAUGGGUUUAAUAUAGCCUGGAAGAAUUUGUGCGAUAGUUGAAGAUCCUCUUCAAUCUACAGGCGGUGGAAACUGAAUGCGGGAGUGCAAUUAAAAGAUUGCAAAGGGAUAUAAACAAUUGCAUAUCUUCCCUGGAGAGUCAUAAAAUUGACAUUUCAACCUGGGAUCCAAUAAUUACAUACCUUUGCUCCACAAAAUUACCAGAAGAGACUCUUUCGCUGUGGGAGCAAUCAGUGCAAAAUAAAACAGAUAUUUCCAAGUGGGCUGACAUGGACCAAUUCUUGUCAAGCAGAUUCCAAACUUUGGAAUCGGUCUCGGGGUUGAGAGGAAUCAAGGUUUCAAAAAUUUCAAAAGGGUUAAGUCAUAAGCAUUCCUCUGAACCGCCACAAAAGAAACUUGGCACUUUUCAAACUAGUGUAAGC